Meloidogyne enterolobii is the source of this 528-nucleotide messenger RNA. Lineage: Eukaryota; Metazoa; Nematoda; Chromadorea; Rhabditida; Meloidogynidae. The record is from the annotation of a GenBank genome assembly.
AUAUAUUUUUUGAGAGAGAAAAUUUUAAAAAUAUUUCCUUUAAAAAUUCAUUCAUCAAAUUAUUCAAAUAAAAUGAGUACCACAACAGCUACUUUACCUUCUUUUCCAAAUUAUUCAUCAACAUCAAAGAAAGCUUCACAACAAAAACAAAAAAGUGUUCCCGAAAAAGUUUCUUCAUUUUCUUCAACUUCUUCCUCAACAAAUUCAUCUUCUACCACAAAUCUUCAACAUAAUGACCCAGCCCUCUACACAGCUUUAUUUAAACGAAAAUUUGUCAAAGUAUUUACCGGUUCGUGGGAUUUGCGUGCAAACGCUGAAAAAAGGUGGAAUAGAAGAAGUAGCCGUAAAAAACAACAAAAAAGUGAAGGAGAAAAUCGUCAUAAUUAUAAAGGACGUAAACAACGAACAUCUGCCUGUUUAAUUAAUUGUUUGGAAUGCGAUGUACCGGUAAUGAAAAAAAUAUUGGGGGAAUUGGGAGGGGGGGGGGUAGUAGUUAAAUGUUCGAGAGUCAAAAAAAACGGGAGUUGA